Messenger RNA from Pseudogymnoascus destructans, 657 nucleotides. RefSeq lists its product as uncharacterized. Gene Ontology annotation, molecular function: calcium channel activity. Bases 1 to 657 code for a protein of 218 amino acids. Lineage: Eukaryota; Fungi; Ascomycota; Leotiomycetes; Thelebolales; Thelebolaceae. The record is from RefSeq and is a predicted model, not a curated record. Gene Ontology annotation, biological process: calcium ion transmembrane transport; intracellular calcium ion homeostasis. The transcript has a single exon.
AUGUGGUUUUGUAUCUGGCUUGAGAUUUUCUGGCUUAUGCUCUGGCUGGGCCGGAUCAUUGCCAAGUGCAUCCCAUACCCCGUGGGUCUCAUCGCCACCAUCUUCACCAACUCCGAGAAGGUGUGGCGAGACAUGGCCAGGCAGCUGGAAGUCCCCAUCCCCACGAUGGUGAACCACCACUCCAACGGCGACAAAACAACGCGCGGCUGGGAGAAAACGAUGAACAAAGUAAUCAUCUCCAUCUUCGUCUGCGCCACGCUCAACUUCAUCAAGAAAACCAUCAUCCAACUCAUCGCCAUCAGCUUCCACCCCCGCACCUACGCCGACCGCACCGAGAUCAACAAAUUCCAAACCAGCAGCCUCGUGAAACUAUACGUCUACUCGCGCGAGAAAAUCGUAAUGAAAGGACUCCGAGUUCGAAGCCCCCUCCCCCUCCGACGAAGCCACCGGCCUCAAAACCCCUUGAAAUACAUCAACAAAGCCGGCAAGGGCGUAAAACAGGGCUUCAACCGCGUCGGCAACGUCGCGGGUCGAGCAGCGGGUGACUUUGCCGGGCGCGAGGUUGAAUCAACCGCACAGCCGCAGCAGGUCGUUAAUCAGAUCCUCAGUAGCACGGCGCUGAGACGGUGGCGGAUGAGGACUGGCGCCGGCGUUUGA